Brassica rapa (field mustard) is the source of this 3388-nucleotide messenger RNA. Its product is annotated as probable disease resistance protein At1g12290. The record is from RefSeq and is a predicted model, not a curated record. Lineage: Eukaryota; Viridiplantae; Streptophyta; Magnoliopsida; Brassicales; Brassicaceae.
CUGGAGACGUGUGUAUAUCCGUGGUGAUGAACACUGGAAUUGCAAAGUUAUCAGGAGGAAGCCCUGACUGCUCUAGACUCACAACUCUCUUGCUCCAACAGAACCGCAACUUGGUGCAUAUCCGUCGUGAGUUCUUUAAGAAUAUGCUAAAUAUAGCUGUUCUGAACCUGUCAUCUACCAACCUCAAGCAAGUGCCGAAGCAACUUUCCGAUUUGAACUACUUGCGGUUUCUCGACGAAGAGAUAGAGAACUUGCCGGAUGGUCUACAGAAGUUGAAGAAUCUGUUACAUCUGAAUCUGGAAAGGACUUGUCGGCUUAAGAAUCUGUUAUAUCAAGAGUGCCAAUUCUGAGAGUGUUGAGAUUGCGCUCUUCCAAGUGUUUGGCUGAUCUUAACACAGUCAACGAGCCCAAGAGCAUGGAACGUUUAUAAGUUGUCACCAUUGAUACCUCCUCAACUUCAGCCUUGGAGGAGCUCUUAAGGUGUCAUAAGUUGGCAAACACUGUCCAAGUACUGUCUACUGUUGAAGCAACAAAUAAUCUGGUUUUGUCAACCAUAGAUGGUCUCAUUGACCUCACCAUAACAAGUUGCUCAACGUUGAAGGUAGAGAUAUCAAGCAGCGGAAGCUUUCUUAACCUAUAAAAAAGAGAGAAUGAAAAGUAGUUGGUCCUCAUGCUUUUAAUCUAUACUUAAAUCUCAGUAUAGUUGCAUGGGAUACUCUUUCUGUUGGCCCAGCUUUCGAUUGUAAUGUGUGAAUGGUGUCUUGCUAAGGAGUAGCAUGGGCUAUAUAUGCCUUAGCUACUCCACAACUUCGCAAAGCAAACAAACCACCAAUUAUUAGCUAUGAAAAGGUCAAUCUGUUAGUUCUUCUAAUAAUUUGUUUGAAAUGGAUUAUGUCACUCAUGAUCUUCCUUGUAAUUUCCCAAUCCGUGUUUUAGGCAUUGUCCUAACUAAAGUUAGCUUUUGCAAUUCUUCAAAAGAAUACAUAUUUUCAAUAGACCUAUGAGCUUACUCUUUAAAAAAGUCUCAGCUUAACUAUUAUUGAUUCAUUGUGUAUCAACAAACACGUUUAUUUGUUACAUAUUGAUAUUAAUAACUUACAAGACCUGUGUGUUUUGGUCAGAAAGUUUUAAUAAAGGCAAGGUAGUUGCUUUUUGCUUUUGAAAACAUUGUAUCCGGUGUGAAAGCAGCUUCAUGGGUUCGGUUCAUACGUCGAUAAUUUUAGUAUAAUACAAGACUUCAGUUUUUUUUAUUGUGAGAAGAACUUAUAAUCGUCUCUCUUCUCGUCUGAUCAAUGAUGGCAAGACAAACUGAUGUGUGGGGAAGGGUCGAGGAGCUGGAACGACUUGAAAGCUUAAACAUAGACAUCUCCUCGAGUUCAGCGUUGGAGGAACUGUUCAGCGCUGAUGAGUUGGCAUGUUGCAUCAAAGAGGUAUGUAAAAGAGAUGUUAGAGAAGAAGCAUACAAAACACUUGUUUUGCCAACGAUGGAGCGUCUCAAUAAGCUCAUUAUUAGGAGUUGUGAAAUAUCUGAGAUAGAGAUUGGGAGGACGCCAUGGGACAUUAUUCUGACUAGGACAAGACUGAGAAACCUCACAAGUGUGACUGUAACUGGCUGCAAUGGACUAAAGGAUCUGACGUGGUUGUUGUUUGUUCCUAACCUUACUCAUCUCGAGCUUCAGUGUUUGGAGAAGGUAGAAGAGAUCAUAAGCGAGGAGAGAGUUGCACGUAGUGUAACAGAUGAGCCGAAAGCGCGAGGUAUGAAUACUCCUUUUCAGAAGCUUGAGAGGCUUGACUUGAUCAACUUACCGAGGUUGAAGAGAAUCUACUGGAGCCCUCUGCUUUUCCCUUGUUUGAAGAAGAUUGAAGUAGAAAAGUGUCCAAAGCUGAGGAAGCUUCCACUCAGCUCUAAGAGUUGUGUUGGUGGUGAAGAAAUUGUUAUAAACUACAGAGAUGAUCAGUGGUUUAAAAGGGUUCGAUGGGAAGAUAAAGCCACUAAAGACCGUUUCUUACCUUUCUGUGAAAAGGUAUGUUUUAUGGAACUUUUCAUUGCUAAAAAAUGUUAUUUAUAUUUGGUUUUUCUAGUCUUAAGCUUGUUCCUUCUUUUUCUUGUCUUAGCUCCUGACAUCGUACAUAGAAAGCAACAGCUCGUGAAGCAAGCCAGUUUCCUGCAAAAUCGCUACUGUUUGUGUUUACUAUCUAUCCUUCUGAGUUGUCUUUUGUUUGUAUUAUAGUGUGUUAAUGGUGUGCUUAGUCUGUGACUUGAUAUGGAAUGGAACAAGUAUGUUUGUAUCUUGAAAUGGCAUGGCUGACGGCUGUGGAAUAAACGAUUGAUGAUUCAAGGAAAAGGAACUAGUUCUUUUCAACUGUAACGCUUUUGGGCCAUAUUAUUUUAAUGGGCCUUACAUCUUCAUUCGUAACCAUAGAGACGGCGGUCAUCGGUGUCCGUCGGAGGAAGGAACACACUCCGCUCAGUGGGGAGGAAUCUGCUGAAUCUACAAUUACGAUUAGUUUGCUUUUUCCGGCGACAGAACGACUCAAAAUCAAAUCUCCUUCGUUGUCUUAUGGAUGUGACUGUUCAUUCAUGCGUCAAUUCUUGGUUGGGCUUGGGAACCUAGAUGCAGGGCCGUGACUGUCCUGUUCCAGAGCUGUUACAUCAGGUAUUCAUUUCGAAGAACCAUUCAUAUGCCAACUAUGGUUGAUAUUCUGUUCUUCUUCAGAGCGUUCGUUCUAAAUUGUGUAAAGAUUAAUAUAUACAAACUGUAUAUCUAACUUUAACAUGUAUCUAUACUAUUAUUUGAGAAGUGAAUUUGCUGGUUUGUCAUAUUCUCCAUAAUUUUAGUUAAUUUGAUUAUUUGUCAUCUUUUUCCAUAAUUUUAGGAUAUUUUGCUGAUUUGUCAUAUUCUCCAAGAUUUUAGUUUAUUUAUUUACUUGUAUCUUUUCCAUAAUUUUAGGAUACGUCAUUAGUUUAAUUAAUAUUAUUAUUUAAAAUUUUAUUUUGAUAUCUAUAUAUUUAUCAUGAUAUAUAAUAUAAUUAAUAAAUAUUUAACUAUUCAAACGAUAUAUAUAUACAAUUUUUUUAAAUGUAUAUUUAAUAUAUAAUUAUUAUGAAUAGAUAUUAACAAUAUCUAGCGAUAAUAUCAUCAUUACUUUUAUCUUAUAUUAAUUUUAUGAGUUUAAUGACUAAUAUUAUAGUCAAUUUCUCUGAUUUUUAUUGGAAUUAUUGAGCAAAUACAGAUUAUUAAAAAAUUUAUAUAUAAGUAUACUAGGGCUGUUCAAUAUGGUAAAACCGAACCGUACCGAACCGAACCGAACCGAAAUAGACAAUAUGGUUUGGUUUUGGUAUAUACCAUAUAAACCGAAUGGAUAUAAUUUUAUAAAAACCGUAGGA